This is a messenger RNA of Gaeumannomyces tritici R3-111a-1, 3868 nucleotides long. RefSeq lists its product as hypothetical. Gene Ontology annotation, biological process: regulation of cyclin-dependent protein serine/threonine kinase activity. Gene Ontology annotation, molecular function: protein kinase binding; cyclin-dependent protein serine/threonine kinase regulator activity. Lineage: Eukaryota; Fungi; Ascomycota; Sordariomycetes; Magnaporthales; Magnaporthaceae. Gene Ontology annotation, cellular component: nucleus; cyclin-dependent protein kinase holoenzyme complex. The transcript is spliced from 3 exons. The record is from RefSeq and is a predicted model, not a curated record. Bases 880 to 3207 code for a protein of 775 amino acids.
ACAAGGGCCUUGCCUAACCCGACCACGCAACCAGGAAGUAACGACAAGGGAAUGGAUUGCCUCUGGCACGCUUUGGUGAAAUGCCUUGGUGGAUGCGGGAGGCUUUUCUCACCUUCAUCACCCCGUCAAGUCAAGCAAGCCAAGGUCCAGCCAUAUUACCUCUUAAUUGGCCAGUCCAUGACCUGCUGUCGUCCCUAAGCCUCCAUCCAGAGCUUUUGUCUUGCACGACCGACCGCUCGCCGAACCCGCCUGCCUGCCUCGGCCCUCGCAGCUCACGCCCACCAAGUGAUCAAACCAAGCACGAGCUGCCGUCACCAGAGAGCCCGUCACGGACCGAGACUGACGAUCCUGGAAGCCGCAAAGCAAAAAAAAAAAGAAGAAAAAAAGCACUAAAGCAAAAAAGCAGCAGCUCCUGCCUGUCUGUCUGUUCGACCGGCUCGACCCAUUCUUUGACCUGCUGCAUAGGCGGACAAAAGCUUCAGGCCCACGCUCGUUGUCUUUGUUGUGCCACCCAGCUCCGCAGCAGGAGAGUUUCUGCCGCCAAAGUUGCUUCUCCCCCGUCGGGCUGGCUCCGCUAUCCCGGGCAACUAACUCCUCGCCUGGCUGUCGGAACAUGCCUCGCUGCUUCUGAGAGCUUGGGAUGCACUGGGCCUGCUGCCCGCCUGUGACAUAUCUAGGCGGCCGUGGUAGACUCCCGAGCCAAACGACGACUCUCCUCAAGCCUGCACGACGUCGAGUUACCGAACGCCACCUCAACAACCGUCGGCUCAUCCCCUCAGGCCACCCCUCCCCAUUCUUGACGCCUGCACACGAUCAGGCCCGACAGAUUCGAGCUACGAGCCACCCGCAGCAUUGCAUGCCCGCACCACGGCGGCCCUCAUGUAUCCUGUCGCCGGCUCGCGCUCGUCCGCCUCUCAACCAUUUCCUCCUCCCACAAACCUCUGCCUCGCUCAACCGUGGCCACCCGUUCGUCUGCCCUCGAUCCCGUUCCCGAAGCUCGACCGCCCGGAAGCCACCGCUCACGCAUUGAGCGGCCUUCGGACACCUCCGCUCGAAGAAAUGGGAACCACUUACCACGCCCCGAACCUGGCGCCAUACGAGGCCCACCCCCAUGCCUCGCUGCCGGGGUACUCGGCCUCGUUGGCCCAAACCGACAGGACUCGCUCUACGCUGCGCGAUGCUCACGCCGUGCUGGAUGGGUAUUCUCGCUAUCCUCCCCAGCCCCAGCAUGCGUCCGGACGGCCCAUGCUGCAGAUCCCCCAGAUCCAGCCUCAAGCACCAUCGCAACCACAUACUCAUGCCAAUCAGUAUCGCCCGCCACAAUCGGCCUCGGCUGUCUCACGGUCUACGAUGUCUUCGGGUUCACAUCCGCCAUCACAGUCCGGUUCCUUCUCGAGCUCACAUCCCGGCACCCCAAAAUCGACACGCUCGGCUGCUUCCCAGGGCACAAUGUCACGGAAGGAUGUCGCCAGCCUGGCCGGCCAAAGCUUGGACAUACCAAAAUGCAUUAGCACCAAGGGUGGGAGGCUGGCGGACCUGGCAGCGCAGUUGACAUGCUUCUUCUGGUUCGAGGCGCGCGCUAUCCACCAGCUCGCUGAGAAGUUCGAGACUCUGCAAGGCACCGAGCCGGUUCGCAGACUCACACAGCAUGCCCUGCCGUCACAAAACUUCAAGGCAUGGGUCCAUGGGAUUCUCUCGACGACCCAGGUUACUCAAAAUGUUGUCAUUCUUGCCCUGCUGUUCAUCCACAGGCUCAAGGUGGGAAACCCGAAUGUCAAGGGCAGACCGGGCAGCGAGUAUCGCCUUCUGACUGUGGCUUUGAUGCUUGGCAACAAAUUCCUUGACGACAACACAUAUACCAACAAGACCUGGGCAGAGGUGUCGGGCAUCUCGGUCCAAGAGAUUCACGUUAUGGAGGUGGAGUUUCUGAGUAACAUGCGGUACAGCCUCUUGGUAUCAAAGGAGAGAUGGGAGGAGUGGCUCGUUAAGAUGGCCAGGUUCUGGGAGUACUGUGAGGCGGCCACAAAGCCCAUCUCACCCAUCGCAAUCCCGUCACCCACCCAUUUUCCGACCGCUACCUCGCCCAUUGCAUCACCAACAAGCCAUCUGCUGCUUACCCCUAGCAUCCACUCGAAUCCGCCGACCACGACGAGCUACUCCCCCAGCUACGCGGCCCCCAGCCAGCCGGCUUACGCAGCGGCCUCCCAGUGGCAUGCACCUCCGAAUCGCCCGUCGCUGUCUCCCUUGGCAGGGAAGCCUGAUGUGAGGAAUGGGUAUUCUAAGCGGCCACUCAACGACGAGGACCCGACCGAACCUCCUGCAAAGCGCGUGUCUAGACAGCCACAGCCUCUGCCCCACCAGGGUCUCGCUCUUCACGGCCAGCAGCGGCCAAUAUCUUCCGUUGUGCCGCCCGAAUCUCUCAGGCUACCCACUCCCAACCUCACCCUCAACACAACUCAGCAGGUACCAUCGGCUGCCUACAACUCGGGGACAAGCCACGCCCCUGCACAGCAGUCUGCCCUCUCGCUGCCACCCUUGGUUCCGGGGGUCAGGGCUAUGUCGACUGUGUAUCCGCCCACGUCGACGGGCUAUUCGCCAAAUGUCAUGGGCACCUCUGGGUCCAUGUCCCAGUCCGUGGCCCCACCGGUUACGACUCCAGUCGCCACUUCAGCUCCGUCUGCCUUCCCACCCUCGACCAACUACGGGACACCGACUAAGCGCCACAGCCCGGGCUCGUUGACUCCUGCUGCUGCUGCCGCAUUGGGCAACUCGUCUCCCCUCGCUGAUUCGUUUGCCCAUGGUCAUGCGGGAGUACACGCGCCCAUCUCGCACUCGCCGUCGGUUUACUUGCAACACCGUGCAAGCCCGUACCGGCCUGUUCGUCACGUCAACACCCUACUCUACCCGCCGCCUUCUGCCAGCCUUCACGAGUACCAUCUCUCCGGCUCAGGAAUGAUCCCGCCCACGCAGAUGCACUACCAGCCUCUUGGUCGCAGGAAUGAGUACCGCACAGGUAUCGUGCCUGAGUUCACCUUGACGGCCCAGCAACAACAGCAGCAGCAGUAUGCUCGGCAAGGCGGGUCUGUGACGCCACUUUUCCCUCCCACCACGCCCUCCCACCAGCAGCCGCAGCCACAGAUGCGCACUGUGCUGGGCCCAGGCCAGACCCACGACCACGCCCAGCAUCACAUGCAGUAUCCGAACUAGGAGAAGCGAAUUCUGCUUGCGAAGCUGGGGCAUAUGGCCACCCAGGAUCUGUUCCAUGGGCUUGAUCGCUAUUCGAAUGCGCCGCCACUCGGAUAGACGUGGGGCCCUCUGCGGCUUCUCUCUUGUCGGCCAAUUCAUGAUUUGACUGGCCCGACGACACCAUCACUUUGGGGAACCCCCAUGAUUGUUACUUUACAUUCUCAUGUAUUAUUUUUACGAGACAAUUUCGGCGUUUGGUUCAUUUUACGGCCUCUAGAGACCUACAUCCCUCGUGAGUACAGGGACUGGGUUGACGCAUAGCAUUGCAUUGUCGCGGAGUUUUGGUCCUGGCUUUGGUUUUCUCUACAUAUAUCGCCCUGCCCGUGGUGUAGCGCGGCCUUUUGCUUUCUUUUCAUUCUUAUUUUAUGCUCGGUCACGCUCCGUGACCUGACGAGGAAGCGGUUCCAGCUUUGGACACCCACCCUUGGUGGUAACACGGGUUUGAUGACCUAGCGGCGUAGGCGGUCUGGCUUUGCCCAGAAGAGCUCCUCUCAUGAGGAGGGAACUCGUCCGGGCCCUUCUGGACGGCUCAUUUCAAUCGAUUACUCGAACAAUCUACGAGAUCCCCUCCAUCUUAUGCGCUCGCUAUUUUUGAUCCGCCUGCUUUGGAACUGUUCUCCCC